Messenger RNA from Mesorhabditis belari, 459 nucleotides. NCBI's taxonomy places the organism in Eukaryota, Metazoa, Nematoda, Chromadorea, Rhabditida, Rhabditidae. The record is from the annotation of a GenBank genome assembly.
AUGGCACGCCAUUUGGCCAGUUAUCUACAUGUCUACGAGAGUCCUUUACUUCCUAUGGGUUCUACUAAACAAGACAAGUACGAUUCACGACAACGAACAGCUUCCUGGCUCCUGGUGACCCAUUGUGUGUUAACAAGUGGACUUGCCCUGUCAACCAUCGUCCUAGCAACAGGUACUUGGAGAAUAAUCCAAACGCCAACCUGUUACAAGGAUUGGAUCUAUCUCGAAACGAAUGGCUUCUGCUAUUAUUUUCAGCUCUGCCGUUUAGACUUGACCCUAACCGAUUCGACUGGCUCCGGUUUGGUGAUGAACGCGAAUGGGGUGUGCGUGAAGAAUCGCUCGGUGUGGAUUGGUUUGCAUCAAGAGCAUGGACAACGCUGGUGGACAGAUGGAUCACCGGAUGUCUUCAUUGGAGCGGAUGGGCCAGAGUACAUACAUUGGACGGUAGAAUGCCCUUGC